This is a messenger RNA of Bactrocera latifrons, 1225 nucleotides long. RefSeq lists its product as uncharacterized. The coding region runs from base 58 to 1161 and encodes 367 amino acids. The transcript is spliced from 2 exons. NCBI's taxonomy places the organism in Eukaryota, Metazoa, Arthropoda, Insecta, Diptera, Tephritidae. The record is from RefSeq and is a predicted model, not a curated record.
UUAUUUUCGGUUUGUUUACAUCUCAUUGAGUUUUAUUCGUGCUUAUUUUUUACAAAAAUGUCGCAGGCUGAUUUUAAACAGACUUUACGAAAGUUGGAUUUUCCUGCUUGUGCAAAGGAGGCACUUCCACGAAUAGAGAGUAUAGUUGUAAGUCGCAGCAAACARAACUUUGCAAUUCAACUAAUCUCCGAAUUUGUGUUUAUGGAACGUCCUAAAGAUCCUGUUGAUAUUCGUAAGGGACAAACUUUUACCGGCACACAAUUGAAUUCGUUUCAAGAGUUCCAAUUGAUAAUAGUUCUUAUUGAAUAUUUCUCUCAACCUGGACCGGACGCUACACGCAAUGUGGUAUUUCUAUCUCUCUUUGGUAGCAAUCUUACAYCGCAACGUUCCAAAAUAAUGUGCCGCUUAGUGAGCACUGCUGUAUCGGGCUCUGUAGCACCACUGCUAUCAUCUGCUGGUACUUGGAUGCAACAAGUGGGUUGCAUGAAUCCACCAAGCCUGGAAGUGGCACAGAGUUUGGUUAGUGAUUUUAUAACAUUUUCACGAAAAACUUCGGAGCAAUUCAAACAAUUACCAAUGGUCGCACCACAUUUUGCAGCUAAUCUUAUGACGACUGUGGCAGAUUUAUAUAUGAAAGAGCAGAAUGGCGUACUAACACCACCACCGGAUGCUUUACUAGAUGUUUUCACCGAAUGGAUAAGUGAAAAUCAUGAUUUAUGCUUAGCAUCCCAACAGCCUUUAGCGUUACCGAGUGGUGCCAUAGCAAUGCCUGUUGUCACACCUUUAGCAGGUCUUAUACGCUGGGCAGUCUUGUCACCUAUGUUCUCUAAUCGUCCUUCAUAUAGUAAUUUACACUUGUGGCUUUUACAAACUAUGCUACAAAUAGACAACUCUGGUCCGCCAACAGCGUUAAACGCGCAACAUGUGGCACAAAAUGUGGGUCCGCUGCAAACGUAUGUAGCACGCUUGGUUGCUGAUAAGAUCGAACCCACCAAAGAUGCGGCAUAUCAGAAGAGCGUAGAGCGAUUAGCACAAGCAGUACAGUUAGCAAUAUCUGUAAAGUGCAUGUAUGGAAAUAUAACACAGUUAUUGUGUCUCUUGGAAACACUUCCGCCACAUCCACUUAUGACAAUGGUUAUAAAAGCAAACAGGAAAAAUUGAAUUAAGUUUAUGCUAUACUAAUGUAAAUUAUAUUUUGACAAAUAAAAAAUGUACACAUAAGGUA